AUGAUGAACAGCUUUCUACAAGAUCUUUGGAACAACGACAAUCGAGGGAAACGCUUUCAUCGACAACAAAAUGGACAGAGUGGCUCACCGGCGAUCACUUGCAAGCAUUGCGGCAAUUCGGUUCGAAUCACAAAGACGAAUGGUCCUUCAAAAGUUCGCCAUUUACUCGAUCAUGCAAAAUGGCAUCUCGAUCAUCGACCAAUUGGUUGUCCAUUCUGUGAAUACACAGCCAAAGAGGGAACCACUGUGCGCGCACAUUUGAGAUCGAUUCACAAAACGAAUGUGGAUCCAAUCGAUAACUCAAACGAAGAACCCUACAGGAGUGAGCUUUUUGAGAAAACCAAAGAGUAUUUUCCGCAAUUCUCUGAAACUCUUAAUGUUUACUAUGAAAAUGUCAAAAAUGGAGUGACAUCUCGUGGUCAGAGUAGAAGAACAAGGGCUUCGUUGAAUUCUAAUUUUUCAAUCGACUACGCUCCACUCAUUCAAGCGUCACUUCUAGCACAGGGUGGCUCAAGGAAAUCACCAGCAAUUGAUGAUUUCAAUGAAGACAACGAAGCACUGGAAACGUCAAUCAGUGAUGUGCAGCGGUUGCUCUUCGGCGCUCCACCGCUGAAAUUGAGCAAAGAGGAGGUGGAGGAUGACGACUGUUUGAUCACAUCACAUCUCAAUUUGAUGGCUCGUCAAAUGAUUGAAUCUAGACAGAGUCCAGCGACGAGUCGAGCCGAAUCUGAGCAGCCAAGACAGGAGGCGAAGGAAAAGCCUUUCAAAUUGCCACUUUGUCAAGAAAGUCCGGAAGCUGUGGAUGUCCACGAAAUGCUCAAAGCAUCACAAGAAGAAAAUAAACGUUUACGAGUUGAAAUGGAGAAGAUGAAAGAGGAGAAUGCUCAGGUGAUGUCACUUCUCGGGCAAACGCAAGCAAAGAAAGCUCAAUACAAAAGAGAAAAAGCAUUGAUGAAGGAAGAGCUCGAGAUUCUCCGGAAACGAUGCCCAGAUGUCGUGGAAUUGGAU
Mesorhabditis belari is the source of this 1008-nucleotide messenger RNA. NCBI's taxonomy places the organism in Eukaryota, Metazoa, Nematoda, Chromadorea, Rhabditida, Rhabditidae. The record is from the annotation of a GenBank genome assembly.